AUGAGCCCAAUUACAACCAAAAUGUCAGCCGAGCCUAAACAAACGAUAUACAUCAACAAUAUAAAUGACAAGGUGUCAAUCAACAAGGUCAAGUCAGAGCUAGGGCUUCUACUUCAGCAGUGCAAACCAACAAACAUCUCCCUCGCUAAAACCCUCAAGCUCAAGGGUCAAGCAUUCAUCACCUUUCACACUAUUUAUGAUGCUUCUAAAGCAAUCGAAAAUUUGAAUAACAAAGAGGUGUUCAGCAAGCGAAUUAAUGCCACGUUUGCCGAGCAGAAUAGCGAUGCACUACUAGAUAAAGAAGAGUUGAAACAAGUCAGAAAAGUACGACAAGAUGAAUACAAGAUCAAGAAGAAACAAUCGCAAACGAAAGCCAAGUCUAAAACCAAGCAGAAUAAGACGGCUGUUGAUAAAGGCAAAACGAGGGAACAAAUUCAGAUUGAUAUUGAAAGUUGGAAAGCCUUGCCCCCGAACCGUAGACUACUUUUACAAAAUAUCAGUUCAACCGUACCGGUCACCAAGGAUAAAAUUGAUGAGUAUUUCCAUAGUUAUACCGGGUUUGAAAUGGCACGAUUUGUUGGUGUACGCCAUUUGUCGUUUAUUGAAUUUGAGAAUGAAGAAAUGGCAAUGGAAUGUUUGCAAUCAGUUGAUGAAAAGGACAUGAAAGAAAAAUUUGGUGAUGAUAUUGUAUUCUCAUAUGCAAAGAAAUGA
Messenger RNA from Lodderomyces margitis, 711 nucleotides. RefSeq lists its product as uncharacterized. Gene Ontology annotation, cellular component: nucleus; cytoplasm; ribonucleoprotein complex. Gene Ontology annotation, molecular function: mRNA binding. The transcript has a single exon. The record is from RefSeq and is a predicted model, not a curated record. The coding region runs from base 1 to 711 and encodes 236 amino acids. Lineage: Eukaryota; Fungi; Ascomycota; Pichiomycetes; Serinales; Debaryomycetaceae.